Molecule: messenger RNA, 1103 nt
Organism: Trichoderma harzianum CBS 226.95
Lineage: Eukaryota; Fungi; Ascomycota; Sordariomycetes; Hypocreales; Hypocreaceae
Product: glycoside hydrolase family 11 protein
Exons: 2
Coding region: 146-811 (221 amino acids)
Biological process (GO): xylan catabolic process
Molecular function (GO): hydrolase activity, hydrolyzing O-glycosyl compounds
Source: RefSeq, a predicted model, not a curated record
GGCAUGACAGCAUUUGGUUCCAAUUAUCCGCAAACUCAUUUAUAAAGGGUGACGCCGUCCUCCCAGAAACUGAGAAACAAAAGUCAUCGAUCAAUCAGCUCACAGAGUCCAUCACAGCAAGAAACAAGAACAACAAUUUGAAACAAUGGUUGCCUUUACUUCCCUUCUCGCUGGCUUCGCCGCCAUUGCCGGAGUCCUGUCUGCUCCCACUGAAUCCUCCGUUGAGGUGGAAAAGCGUCAGACCAUUGGACCUGGCACGGGCUACAGCAAUGGCUACUACUACUCUUACUGGAACGAUGGCCAUGCUGGCGUGACAUACACCAACGGUGGCGGCGGUUCUUUCACCGUCAACUGGUCCAACUCUGGCAACUUUGUCGGAGGCAAGGGAUGGCAGCCGGGCACCAAGAACAAGGUCAUCAACUUCUCCGGUAGCUACAACCCCAACGGAAACAGCUACCUCUCCAUCUACGGUUGGUCUCGCAACCCUCUCAUCGAGUACUACAUCGUCGAGAACUUUGGAACUUACAACCCAUCCACUGGCGCCACCAAGCUGGGUGAGGUUACAUCUGACGGCAGUGUCUACGACAUCUACCGAACUCAGCGUGUCAACCAGCCCUCCAUCAUCGGAACCGCCACCUUUUACCAGUACUGGUCGGUCCGCCGCAACCACCGCUCCAGCGGCUCGGUCAACACGGCCAACCACUUCAACGCCUGGGCUUCGCACGGUCUCACUCUCGGCACCAUGGACUACCAGAUUGUUGCUGUGGAGGGAUACUUUAGCUCUGGCUCUGCUUCCAUCACUGUCAGCUAAAUGGAUUGAUGUGACGACCGAAAUUGGAAUGAGAAGUCUAUGAAUGGCUCAUGUUUGUUACUUUGGGUAUAUGGAGAAAUCACGAUGCUGGAUUGGCUAGUCUAGAUUUUGUAUACGAGAAGAUUGCACAAAUAGACCUAGUCAAACGAGAAACGAAAGUUAUGACAUACAAGUAUUUCCCACUUGACGUACUGGAUAUUCAAAGUUCGCUUAGUCUAGGCUUAAUGUACCUUUUAAUGAUGAAGAUGUAUGAAAUCGCUAGUUGUAGGUUAUCAAUUAAAGGGGUAUAAGG